Cavia porcellus (domestic guinea pig) is the source of this 1085-nucleotide messenger RNA. RefSeq names its product solute carrier family 50 member 1 (gene Slc50a1). Gene Ontology annotation, molecular function: sugar transmembrane transporter activity. Bases 192 to 806 code for a protein of 204 amino acids. Lineage: Eukaryota; Metazoa; Chordata; Mammalia; Rodentia; Caviidae. The record is from RefSeq and is a predicted model, not a curated record. Gene Ontology annotation, cellular component: membrane. Gene Ontology annotation, biological process: carbohydrate transport. The transcript has 6 exons.
GGCUCGUAGGCUGAGCUGUCCCGCGCCCGGGAUCCGAUUCGGGCAGGAUGGAGACGAGCAGCGUGGCCGACUCGCUCCUUUCCGGAGCUUGCGUGGUCUUCACCCUUGGCAUGUUCUCCACCGGCCUGUGAGAGCACAGCCCGGGUGGGCUGGGGCAGGACCAAGAAGUCAGGAAAGGAGAGCGAACGGCCAUGCUCCCAGGCUGCAUCCGGAACCCGCGCUCGGACCUCAGGCACAUGCAGAUGACCCAGAGCGUGGACAGCGUCCAGUUCCUGCCCUUUCUUACCACGGAUGUCAACAACCUGGGCUGGCUGAGUUAUGGGGUCUUGAAGGGAGACGGGACGCUCAUCAUUGUCAACGCCAUAGGUGCUGUGCUUCAGACCCUGUAUAUCCUGGCCUAUCUUCACUACUGCCCGCAGAAGCGUGUAGUGCUCCUACAGACUGCAACCCUGCUGGGGGUCCUUCUCAUGGGUUAUGGCUACUUUUGGCUCCUGAUGCCUGAUGAUGAGGCCCGGCUUCAGCAGCUCGGCCUCUUCUGCAGUGUCUUCACCAUCAGCAUGUAUCUCUCACCACUGGCUGACUUGGCCAAGGUCAUUCAAACUAAAUCAACCCAUCGUCUCUCCUUCUCACUCACCAUUGCCACCCUGCUUACCUCUGCCUCUUGGUCCCUCUAUGGGUUUCGACUCAGAGAUUUCUACAUCAUGGUCCCCAACCUUCCAGGAAUCCUUACCAGCUUUAUUCGCCUCUGGCUUUUCUGGAAGUACCCCCCACAGCAAGACAAGAAUUAUCGGCUUCUGCAAACCUGAAGCAGCUCAUCUGACCACUAGGCACCCUAAUGCCAACUUGAUACCAAAGAGUUCCUUGUUUCAGCUGGUCUUGGUGACCUGCUCCAUGGGUGCAGUGGGUUGUGGGAAAGAUAACUUUGAGAUUAGAGGGUUCAAAAAAUGAGCUUCACUCAGAAGACUGGAUGGAAUCUAUGACAUGAAAUCACUUAUUUGCUUGAGAGAUUAUCUUUUUUAAUUUUGGAGGUUGGGGUGAUAUCUUUAUACUGUGCCUUAAAAUAAACUGUUCCCCACCCCUGCCAA